AUGCAAACGGAUUUAUUUAGCACAACCGCGCCACAGGACAGGACUACAUCUGGCACGACACAGCCAGGGCAAACAGAGAGCUCUGCUACGGAUGGUGAUACUUCCGGAGUUUUGUCUACCAUGACAUCGCCUGCAGACGUUAGCUUUGAAAGCAGCACCAUAUCAGUGACCGAAUCCAUUGCAAAAGAGUCAAGUGAGGAAUCACAAGGAACCACUAUUUCUGACGACACAUCGACGCCUGUGUUCCAAGAUACGUUCUCAACAUUGCCAUCAACAGACAUACCAUCAAGUGUAACCGGCGAAAAUAUCUCUCCAACCGUACCAGAUGACAUGACUACAGAAGAGUUUAUUGAUGUAACGGGUAGAACAGAAUUUACAUCUGUGAAAACGUCGGCAAGUCCUAGCGAAAGGACGACGGAAUUUGGUGUUUCUCCAACAGAUUUCUUGUCAAGUACAGAUACUUCUGUUUCACCAAGCACCGCGACUACGGUUGUUAUCAGUGAGACCUUUACCAGUAGUGAUUUACCAAUGGCCACAUUUGCGUCAGAAGAAACGACGCGCUCUGCAGGCACUCCUGAAUCUACUAUUUCUAGUGAUGUUACAACGUCUGUGGUUGUCGACACCUCAAGCUCGCGUGACGAAACUAUAGGCUUUACUACAGAUACAUCAUUCACUGUAGCUAAUACAACUGCCUUAACAGACAGUACUUCAGGGAAGACGUUUGGAGAAGAAAACACCACAUCAUCUACAGUUUCCCGUGGUGUUACAGACAGCGGCCAAAACCAAACAAUGCAAACGGAUUUAUUUAGCACAACCGCGCCACAUGACAGGACUACAUCUGGCACGACACAGCUAAGGGAAACAGAGAGCUCUGCUACGGAUGGUGAUACCUCUGGAGUUUUGUCUACCAUGACAUCGCCUGCAGACGUUAGCUUUGAAAGCAGCACCAUAUCAGUGACCGAAUCCACUGCAAGACAGUCAACUGAGGAAUCACAAGGAACCACUAUUUCUGACGACACAUUGACACGUAUGUUCCAAGAUACGUUCUCAACUUUGCCAUCAACAGACAUACCAUCAAGUGUAACCGGCGAAACUAUCUCUCCAACUUUACCGGAUGACAUGACUACAGAAGAGUUUACUGAUGUAACGGGUACAACAGAAUUUACAUCUGUGAAAACGUCGGCAAUUUCUAGGGAAAGCGAAAGGACGACGGAAUUUGGUGUUUCUCCAACAGAUUUCUUGUCAAGUACAGACUCUCCUGUUUCACGAAGCACCGAGAGCACGGUUGUUAUAAGUGAGACCUUUACCAGUAGUGAUUUACCAACGGCCACAUUUGCGUCAGAAGAAACGACGCGUUCUGCAGACACUCCUGAAUCUACUAUUUCAAGUGAUGUUACAACGCCUGUGGUUGUCGACACCUCAAGCUCGCGGGACGAAACUAUAGGCUUUACUACAGCUACAUCAUUCACUGUAGCUAAUACAACUGCCUUAACAGACAGUACUUCAGGGAUGACGUUUGGAGAAGAAAACACCACAUCAUCUACAGUUUCCCGUGGUGUUACAGAUAGCGGCCAAAACCAAACAAUGCAAACGGAUUUAUUUAGCACAACCGCGCAACAGGACAGGACUACAUCUGGCACGACACACCCAAGGCAAACAGAGAGCUCUGUUACGGAUGGUGAUACUUCCGGAGUUUCGUCUACCAUGACAUCGCCUGCAGACGUUAGCUUUGAAAGCAGCACCAUAUCAGUGACCGAAUCCACUGCAAGACAGUCAACUGAGGAAUCACAAGGAAGCACUAUUUCUGACGACACAUCGACGCCUGUGUUCCAAGAUACGUUCUCAACUUUGCCAUCAACAGACAUACCAUCAAGUGUAACCGGCGAAACUAUCUCUCCAACUUUACCGGAUGACAUGACUACAGAAGAGUUUACUGAUGUAACGGGUACAACAGAAUUUACAUCUGUGAAAACGUCGGCAAUUUCUACCGAAAGCGAAAGGACGACGGAAUUUGGUGUGUCUCCAACAGAUUUCUUGUCAAGUACAGAUUCUUCUGUUUUACCAAGCACCGCGAGUACGGUUGUUAUCAGUGAGACCUUUACCAGUAGUGAUUUACCAACGGCCACAUUUGCGUCAGAAGAAACGACACGUUCUGCAGGCACUCCUGAAUCUACUAUUUCAAGUGAUGUUACAACGCCUGUGGCUGUCGACACCUCAAGCUCGCGGGACGAAACUAUAGGCUUUACUACAGAUACAUCUUUUACUGUAGCUAAUACAACUGCCUUAACAGACAGUACUUCAGGGAUGACGUUUGGAGAAGAAAACACCACAUCAUCUACAGUUUCCCGUAGUGCUGCAGAUAGUGGUCAAAACCAAACAAUGCAAACGGAUUUAUUUAGCACAACCGCGCCACAGGACAGGACUACAUCUGGCACGACACAGCUAAGGGAAACAAAGAGCUCUGUUACGGAUGGUGAUACUUCCGGAGUUUCGUCUACCAUGACAUCGCCUGCAGACGUUAGCUUUGAAAGCAGCACCAUAUCAGUGACCGAAUCCACUGGAAGACAGUCAACUGAGGAAUCACAAGGAGGCACUAUUUCUGACGACACAUCGACGCGUAUGUUCCAAGAUACGUUCUCAACUUUGCCAUCAACAGACAUACCAUCAAGUGUAACCGGCGAAACUAUCUCUCCAACUUUACCGGAUGACAUGACUACAGAAGAGUUUACUGAUGUAACGGGUACAACAGCAUUUACAUCUGUGAAAACGUCGGCAAUUUCUAGCGAAAGCGAAAGGACGACGGAUUUUGGUGUGUCUCCAACAGAUUUCUUGUCAAGUACAGAUUCUUCUGUUUCACCAAGCACCGCGGAUACGGUUGUUAUAAGUGAGACCUUUACCAGUAGUGAUUUACCAACGGCCACAUUUGCGUCAGAAGAAACGACGCGCUCUGCAGGCACUCCUGAAUCUACUAUUUCUAGUGAUGUUACAACGCCUGUGGUUGUCGACACCUCAAGCUCGCGGGACGAAACUAUAGGCUUUACUACAGAUACAUCAUUCACUGUAGCUAAUACAACUGCCUUAACAGACAGUACUUCAGGGAUGACGUUUGGAGAAGAAAACACCACAUCAUCUACAGUUUCCCGUGGUGUUACAGACAGCGGCCAAAACCAAACAAUGCAAACAGAUUUAUUUAGCACAACCGCGCCACAGGACAGGACUACAUCUGGCACGACACAGCUAAGGGAAACAAAGAGCUCUGCUACGGAUGGUGAUACUUCUGGAGUUUCGGUAACCUUUGAAAGCAGCACCAUAUCAGUGACCAAAUCCACUGCAAGACAAUCAACUGAGGAAUCACAAGGAACCACUAUUUCUGACGACAUAUCGACGCCUGUGUUCCAAGAUACGUUGUCAACUUUGCUAUCAACAGACAUACCAUCAAGUGUAACCGGCGAAACUAUCUCUCCAACUUUACCGGAUGACAUGACUACAGAAGAGUUUACUGAUGUAACGGGUACAACAGAAUUUACAUCUGUGAAAAUGUCGGCAAUUUCUAGCGAAAGCAGAAGGAUGGCGGAAUUUGAUGUUUCUUUAACAGAUUUCUUGUCAAGUACAGAUUCUUCUGUUUCACCAAGCACCUCGAGUACGGUUGUUAUCAGUGAGACCUUUACCAGUAGUGAUUUACCAACGGCCACAUUUGCGUCAGAAGAAACGACGCGUUCUGCAGGCACUCGUGAAUCUACUAUUUCAAGUGAUGUUACAACGCCUGUGGUUGUCGACACCUCAAGCUCGCGUGACGAAACUACAUUCUUUACUACAGAUACAUCAUUCACUGUAGCUAAUACAACUGCCUUAACAGACAGUACUUCGGGGAUGACGUUUGGAGAAGAAAACACCACAUCAUCUACAGUUUCCCGUGGUGUUACAGAUAACGGCCAAAACCAAACAAUGCAAACGGAUUUAUUUAGCACAACCGCGCCACAGGACAGGACUACAUCUGGCACGACACAGCUAAGGGAAACAAAGAGCUCUUCUACGGAUGGUGAUACUUCCGGAGUUUCGUCUACCAUGACAACGCCUGCAGACGUUAGCUUUGAAACCAGCACCAUAUCAGUGACCGAAUCCACUGUAAGACAGUCAACUGAGGAAUCACAAGGAAGCACUAUUUCUGACGACAUAUCGACGCCUGUGUUCCAAGAUACGUUCUCAACUUUGCCAUCAACAGACAUACCAUCAAGUGUAACCGGCGAAACUAUCUCUCCAACUUUACCGGAUGACAUGACUACAGAAGAGUUUACUGAUGUAACGGGUACAACAGAAUUUACAUCUGUGAAAACGUCGGCAAUUUCUGGCGAAAGCAGAAGGACGACGGAACUUGAUGUUUCUCUAACAGAUUUCUUGUCAAGUACAGAUUCUUCUGUUUCACCAAGCACCGCGAGUACGGUUGUUAUCAGUGAGACCUUUACCAGUAGUGAUUUACCAACGGCCACAUUUGCGUCAGAAGAAACGACGCGCUCUGCAGGCACUCCUGAAUCUACUAUUUCUAGUGAUGUUACAACGCCUGUGGUUGUCGACACCUCAAGCUCGCGUGACGAAACUAUAGGCUUUAGUACAGAUACAUCAUUCACUGUAGCUAAUACAACUGCCUUAACAGACAGUACUUCAGGGAUGACGUUUGGAGAAGAAAACACCACAUCAUCUACAGUUUCCCGUGGUGUUACAGAUAGCGGCCAAAACCAAACAAUGCAAACGGAUUUAUUUAGCACAACCGCGCCACAGGACAGGACUACAUCUGGCACGACACAGCUAAGGGAAACAAAGAGCUCUUCUACGGAUGGUGAUACUUCCGGAGUUCCGUCUACCAUGACAACGCCUGCAGACGUUAGCUUUGAAACCAGCACCAUAUCAGUGACCGAAUCCACUGGAAGACAGUCAACUGAGGAAUCACAAGGAAGCACUAUUUCUGACGACAUAUCGACGCCUGUGUUCCAAGAUACGUUCUCAACUUUGCCAUCAACAGACAUACCAUCAAGUGUAACCGGCGAAACUAUCUCUCCAACUUUACCGGAUGACAUGACUACAGAAGAGUUUACUGAUGUAACGGGUACAACAGAAUUUACAUCUGUGAAAACGUCGGCAAGUUCUAGCGAAAGCGAAAGGACGACGGAUUUUGGUGUUUCUCCAACAGAUUUCUUGUCAAGUACAGAUUCUUCUGUUUCACCAAGCACCGCAAGUACGGUUGUUAUCAGUGAGACCUUUACCAGUAGUGAUUUACCAACGGCCACAUUUGCGUCAGAAGAAACGACGCUUUCUGCAGGCACUCCUGAAUCUACUAUUUCAAGUGAUGUUACAACGCCUGUGGUUGUCGACACCUCAAGGUCGCGGGACGAAACUAUAGGCUUUACUACAGAUACAUCAUUCACUGUAGCUAAUAGAACUGCCUUAACAGACAGUACUUCAGGGAUGACGUUUGGAGAAGAAAACACCACAUCAUCUACAGUUUCCCGUGGUGUUACAGAUAGCGGCCAAAACCAAACACUGCAAACGGAUUUAUUUAGCACAACCGCGCAACAGGACAGGACUACAUCUGGCACGAUACAGCGAAGGGAAACAAAGAGCUCUGCUACGGAUGGUGAUACUUCCGGAGUUUCGUCUACCAUGACAUCGCCUGCAGACGUUAGCUUUGAAAGCAGCACCAUAUCAGUGACCGAAUCCACUGCAAGACAGUCAACUGAGGAAUCACAAGGAAGCACUAUUUCUGACAUAUGGACGCCUGUGUUCCAAAAUAUGUUCUCAACUUUGCCAUCAACAGACAUACCAUCAAGUGUAACCGGCGAAACUAUCUCUCCAACUUUACCGGAUGACAUGACUACAGAAGAGUUUACUGAUGUAACGGGUACAACAGAAUUUACAUCUGUGAAAACGUCGGCAAGUUCUAGCGAAAGCAGAAGGACGACGGAACUUGAUGUUUCUCUAACAGAUUUCUUGUCAAGUACAGAUUCUUCUGUUUCACCAAGCACCGCAAGUACGAUUGUUAUAAGUGAGACCUUUACCAGUAGUGAUUUACCAACGGCCACAUUUGCGUCAGAAGAAACGACGCGCUCUGCAGGCACUCCUGAAUCUACUAUUUCUAGUGAUGUUACAACGCCUGUGGUUGUCGACACCUCAAGCUCGCGGGACGAAACUAUAGGCUUUACUACAGAUACAUCAUUCACUGUAGCUAAUACAACUGCCUUAACAGACAGUACUUUAGGGAUGACGUUUGGAGAAGAAAACACCACAUCAUCUACAGUUUCCCGUGGUGUUACAGACCGCGGCCAAAACCAAACAAUGCAAACGGAUUUAUUUAGCACAACCGCGAAACAGGACAGGACUACAUCUGGCACGACCCAGCCAAGGGAAACAAAGAGCUCUGCUACGGAUGGUGAUACUUCCGAAGUGUCGUCUACAAUGACAUCGCUUGCAGACGUUAGCUUUGAAAGCAGCACCAUAUCAGUGACCGAAUCCACUGCAAGACAGUCAACUGAGGAAUCACAAGGAAGCACUAUUUCUGACGACAUAUCGACGCCUGUGUUCCAAGAUACGUUCUCAACUUUGCCAUCAACAGACGUACCAUCAAGUGUAACCGGCGAAACUAUCUCUCCAACUUUACCGGAUGACAUGACUACAGAAGAGUUUACUGAUGUAACGGGUACAACAGAAUUUUCAUCUGUGAAAACGUCGUCAAUUUCUAGCGAAAGCAGAAGGACGACGGAACUUGAUGUUUCUCCAACAGAUUUCUUGUCAAGUACAGAUUCUUCUGUUUCACUAAGCACCGCGAGUACGGUUGUUAUCAGUGAGACCUUUACCAGUAGUGAUUUACCAACGGCCACAUUUGCGUCAGAAGAAACGACGCGUUCUGCAGGCACUCCUGAAUCUACUAUUUCAAGUGAUGUUACAACGCCUGUGGUUGUCGACACCUCAAGCUCGCGGGACGAAACUAUAGGCUUUACUACAGAUACAUCAUUCACUGUAGCUAAUACAACUGCCUUAACAGACAGUACUUCAGGGAUGACGUUUGGAGAAGAAAACACCACAUCAUCUACAGUUUCCCGUGGUGUUACAGAUAGCGGCCAAAACCAAACAAUGCAAACGGAUUUAUUUAGCACAACCGCGCAACAGGACAGGACUACAUCUGGCACGACACACCCAAGGCAAACAGAGAGCUCUGUUACGGAUGGUGAUACUUCCGGAGUUUCGUCUACCAUGACAUCGCCUGCAGACGUUAGCUUUGAAAGCAGCACCAUAUCAGUGACCGAAUCCACUGGAAGACAGUCAACUGAGGAAUCACAAGGAGGCACUAUUUCUGACGACACAUCGACGCGUAUGUUCCAAGAUACGUUCUCAACUUUGCCAUCAACAGACAUACCAUCAAGUGUAACCGGCGAAACUAUCUCUCCAACUUUACCGGAUGACAUGACUACAGAAGAGUUUACUGAUGUAACGGGUACAACAGAAUUUACAUCUGUGAAAACGUCGGCAAUUUCUAGCGAAAGCGAAAGGACGACGGAUUUUGGUGUGUCUCCAACAGAUUUCUUGUCAAGUACAGAUUCUUCUGUUUCACCAAGCACCGCGGAUACGGUUGUUAUAAGUGAGACCUUUACCAGUAGUGAUUUACCAACGGCCACAUUUGCGUCAGAAGAAACGACGCGCUCUGCAGGCACUCCUGAAUCUACUAUUUCUAGUGAUGUUACAACGCCUGUGGUUGUCGACACCUCAAGCUCGCGGGACGAAACUAUAGGCUUUACUACAGAUACAUCAUUCACUGUAGCUAAUACAACUGCCUUAACAGACAGUACUUCAGGGAUGACGUUUGGAGAAGAAAACACCACAUCAUCUACAGUUUCCCGUGGUGUUACAGACAGCGGCCAAAACCAAACAAUGCAAACGGAUUUAUUUAGCACAACCGCGCCACAGGACAGGACUACAUCUGGCACGACACAGCUAAGGGAAACAAAGAGCUCUGCUACGGAUGGUGAUACUUCUGGAGUUUCGUUAACCUUUGAAAGCAGCACCAUAUCAGUGACCAAAUCCACUGCAAGACAAUCAACUGAGGAAUCACAAGAAACCACUAUUUCUGACGACAUAUCGACGCCUGUGUUCCAAGAUACGUUGUCAGCUUUGCUAUCAACAGACAUACCAUCAAGUGUAACCGGCGAAACUAUCUCUCCAACUUUACCGGAUGACAUGACUACAGAAGAGUUUACUGAUGUAACGGGUACAACAGAAUUUACAUCUGUGAAAACGUCGGCAAUUUCUAGCGAAAGCAGAAGGAUGACGGAAUUUGAUGUUUCUUUAACAGAUUUCUUGUCAAGUACAGAUUCUUCUGUUUCACCAAGCACCUCGAGUACGGUUGUUAUCAGUGAGACCUUUACCAGUAGUGAUUUACCAACGGCCACAUUUGCGUCAGAAGAAACGACGCGUUCUGCAGGCACUCGUGAAUCUACUAUUUCAAGUGAUGUUACAACGCCUGUGGUUGUCGACACCUCAAGCUCGCGUGACGAAACUAUAGGCUUUACUACAGAUACAUCAUUCACUGUAGCGAAUACAACUGCCUUAACAGACAGUACUUCAGGGAUGACGUUUGGAGAAGAAAACACCACAUCAUCUACAGUUUCCCGUGGUGUUACAGAUAGCGGCCAAAACCAAACAAUGCAAACGGAUUUAUUUAGCACAACCGCGCAACAGGACAGGACUACAUCUGGCACGACACAGCUAAGGGAAACAAAGAGCUCUUCUACGGAUGGUGAUACUUCCGGAGUUUCGUCUACCAUGACAUCGCCUGCAGACGUUAGCUUUGAAAGCAGCACCAUAUCAGUGACCGAAUCCACUGCAAGACAGUCAACUGAGGAAUCACAAGGAAGCACUAUUUCUGACGACAUAUCGACGCCUGUGUUCCAAGAUACGUUCUCAACUUUGCCAUCAACAGACAUACCAUCAAGUGUAACCGGCGAAACUAUCUCUCCAACUUUACCGGAUGACAUGACUACAGAAGAGUUUACUGAUGUAACGGGUACAACAGAAUUUACAUCUGUGAAAACGUCGGCAAGUUCUAGCAAAAGCAAAAAGACGACGGAAUUUGAUGUUUCUCCAACAGAUUUCUUGUCAAGUACAGAUUCUUUUGUUUCACCAAGCACCUCGAGUACGGUUGUUAUCAGUGAAUCCUUUACCAGUAGUGAUUUACCAACGGCCACAUUUGCGUCAGAAGAAACGACGCGUUCUGCAGGCACUCCUGAAUCUACUAUUUCUAGUGAUGUUACAACGCCUGUGGUUGUCGACACCUCAAGCUCGCGGGACGAAACUAUAGGCUUUACUACAGAUACAUCAUUCACUGUAGCUAAUACAACUGCCUUAACAGACAGUACUUCAGGGAUGACGUUUGGAGAAGAAAACACCACAUCAUCUACAGUUUCCCGUGGUGUUACAGAUAGCGGCCAAAACCAAACAAUGCAAACGGAUUUAUUUAGCACAACCGCGCCACAGGACAGGACUACAUCUGGCACGACACAGCUAAGGGAAACAAAGAGCUCUGCUACGGAUGGUGAUACUUCCGGAGUUUCGUCUACAAUGACAUCACCUGCAGACGUUAGCUUUGAAAGCAGCACCAUAUCAGUGACCGAAUCCACUGCAAGACAGUCAACUGAGGAAUCACAAGGAAGCACUAUUUCUGACGACAUAUCGACGCCUGUGUUCCAAGAUACGUUCUCAACUUUGCCAUCAACAGACAUACCAUCAAGUGUAACCGGCGAAACUAUCUCUCCAACUUUACCGGAUGACAUGACUACAGAAGAGUUUACUGAUGUAACGGGUACAACAGAAUUUGCAUCUGUGAAAACGUCGGCAAGUUCUAGCGAAAGCGAAAGGACGACGGAUUUUGGGGUUUCUCCAACAGAUUUCUUGUCAAGUACAGAUUCUUCUGUUUCACCAAGCACCGCAAGUACGAUUGUUAUCAGUGAGACCUUUACCAGUAGUGAUUUACCAACGGCCACAUUUGCGUCAGAAGAAACGGCGCGCUCUGCAGGCACUCCUGAAUCUACUAUUUCUAGUGAUGUUACAACGCCUGUGGUUGUCGACACCUCAAGCUCGCGGGACGAAACUAUAGGCUUUACUACAGAUACAUCAUUUACUGUAGCUAAUACAACUGCCUUAACAGACAGUACUUCAGGGAUGACGUUUGGAGAAGAAAACACCACAUCAUCUACAGUUUCCCGUGGUGUUACAGAUAGCGGCCAAAACCAAACAAUGCAAACGGAUUUAUUUAGCACAACCGCGCCACAGGACAGGACUACAUCUGGCACGACACAGCUAAGGGAAACAAAGAACUCUGUUACGGAUGACAUACCAUCAAGUGUAACCGGCGAAACUAUCUCUCCAACUUUACCGGAUGACAUGACUACAGAAGAGUUUACUGAUGUAACGGGUACAACAGAAUUUACAUCUGUGAAAACGUCGGCAAGUUCUAGCGAAAGCGAAAGGACGACGGAUUUUGGUGUUUCUCCAACAGAUUUCUUGUCAAGUACAGAUUCUUCUGUUUCACCAAGCACCGCAAGUACGAUUGUUAUAAGUGAGACCUUUACCAGUAGUGAUUUACCAACGGCCACAUUUGCGUCAGAAGAAACGACGCGCUCUGCAGGCACUCCUGAAUCUACUAUUUCUAGUGAUGUUACAACGCCUGUGGUUGUCGACACCUCAAGCUCGCGGGACGAAACUAUAGGCUUUACUACAGAUACAUCAUUCACUGUAGCUAAUACAACUGCCUUAACAGACAGCACUUCAGGGAUGACGUUUGGAGAAGAAAACACCACAUCAUCUACAGUUUCCCGUGGUGUUACAAAUAGCGGCCAAAACCAAACACUGCAAACGGAUUUAUUUAGCACAACCGCGCCACAGGACAGGACUACAUCUGGCACGACACAGCUAUGGGAAACAAAGAGCUCAGCUGCGGAUGGUGAUACAUCCGGAGUUUCGUCUACCAUGACAUCGCCUGCAGACGUUAGCUUUGAAAGCAGCACCAUAUCAGUGACCGAAUCCACUGCAAGACAGUCAACUGAGGAAUCACAAGGAAGCACUAUUUCUGACGACAUAUCGACGCCUGUGUUCCAAGAUACGUUCUCAACUUUGCCAUCAACAGACAUACCAUCAAGUGUAACCGGCGAAACUAUCUCUCCAACUUUACCGGAUGACAUGACUACAGAAGAGUUUACUGAUGUAACAGGUACAACAGAAUUUACAUCUGUGAAAACGUCGGCAAUUUCUAGCGAAAGCAGAAGGACGACGGAACUUGAUGUUUCUCUAACAGAUUUCUUGUCAAGUACAGAUUCUUCUGUUUCACCAAGCACCGCAAGUACGGUUGUUAUCAGUGAGACCUUUACCACUAGUGAUUUACCAACGGCCACAUUUGCGUCAGAAGAAACGACGCGUUCUGCAGGCACUCCUGAAUCUACUAUUUCUACAGAUGUUACAACGCCUGUGGUUGUCGACACCUCAAGCUCACGUGACGAAACUAUAGGCUUUACUACAGAUACAUCAUUCACUGUAGCUAAUACAACUGCCUUAACAGACAGUACUUCAGGGAUGACGUUUGGAGAAGAAAACACCACAUCAUCUACAGUUUCCCGUGGUGUUACAGACAGCGGCCAAAACCAAACAAUGCAAACGGAUUUAUUUAGCACAACCGCGCAACAGGACAGGACUACAUCUGGCACGACCCAGCCAAGGGAAACAAAGAGCUCUGCUACGGAUGGUGAUACUUCCGGAGUGUCGUCUACAAUGACAUCGCUUGCAGGCGUUAGCUUUGAAAGCAGCACCAUAUCAGUGACCGAAUCCACUGCAAGACAGUCAACUGAGGAAUCACAAGGAAGCACUAUUUCUGACGACAUAUCGACGCCUGUGUUCCAAGAUACGUUCUCAACUUUGCCAUCAACAGACAUACCAUCAAGUGUAACCGGCGAAACUAUCUCUCCAACUUUACCGGAUGACAUGACUACAGAAGAGUUUACUGAUGUAACGGGUACAACAGAAUUUACAUCUGUGAAAACGUCGGCAAGUUCUAGCGAAAGCAAAAAGACGACGGAAUUUGAUGUUUCUCCAACAGAUUUCUUGUCAAGUACAGAUUCUUUUGUUUCACCAAGCACCGCGAGUACGGUUGUUAUCAGUGAAUCCUUUACCAGUAGUGAUUUACCAACGGCCACAUUUGCGUCAGAAGAAACGACGCGUUCUGCAGGCACUCCUGAAUCUACUAUUUCUAGUGAUGUUACAACGCCUGUGGUUGUCGACACCUCAAGCUCGCGGGACGAAACUAUAGGCUUUACUACAGAUACAUCAUUUACUGUAGCUAAUACAACUGCCUUAACAGACAGUACUUCAGGGAUGACGUUUGGAGAAGAAAACACCACAUCAUCUACAGUUUCCCGUGGUGUUACAGAUAGCGGCCAAAACCAAACAAUGCAAACGGAUUUAUUUAGCACAACCGCGCCACAGGACAGGACUACAUCUGGCACGACACAGCUAAGGGAAACAAAGAGCUCUGUUACGGAUGGUGAUACUUCCGGAGUUUUGUCUACCAUGACAUCGCCUGCAGACGUUAGCUUUGAAAGCAGCACCAUAUCAGUGACCGAAUCCACUGCAAGACAGUCAACUGAGGAAUCACAAGGAAGCACUAUUUCUGACAUAUCGACGCCUGUGUUCCAAAAUACGUUCUCAACUUUGCCAUCAACAGACAUACCAUCAAGUGUAACCGGCGAAACUAUCUCUCCAACUUUACCGGAUGACAUGACUACAGAAGAGUUUACUGAUGUAACGGGUACAACAGAAUUUACAUCUGUGAAAACGUCGGCAAGUUCUAGCGAAAGCGAAAGGACGACGGAUUUUGGUGUUUCUCCAACAGAUUUCUUGUCAAGUACAGAUUCUUCUGUUUCACCAAGCACCGCAAGUACGAUUGUUAUAAGUGAGACCUUUACCAGUAGUGAUUUACCAACGGCCACAUUUGCGUCAGAAGAAACGACGCGCUCUGCAGGCACUCCUGAAUCUACUAUUUCUAGUGAUGUUACAACGCCUGUGGUUGUCGACACCUCAAGCUCGCGGGACGAAACUAUAGGCUUUACUACAGAUACAUCAUUCACUGUAGCUAAUACAACUGCCUUAACAGACAGCACUUCAGGGAUGACGUUUGGAGAAGAAAACGCCACAUCAUCUACAGUUUCCCGUGGUGUUACAAAUAGCGGCCAAAACCAAACACUGCAAACGGAUUUAUUUAGCACAACCGCGCCACAGGACAGGACUACAUCUGGCACGACACAGCUAAGGGAAACAGAGAGCUCAGCUGCGGAUGGUGAUACAUCCGGAGUUUCGUCUACCAUGACAUCGCCUGCAGACGUUAGCUUUGAAAGCAGCACCAUAUCAGUGACCGAAUCCACUGCAAGACAGUCAACUGAGGAAUCACAAGGAAGCACUAUUUCUGACGACAUAUCGACGCCUGUGUUCCAAGAUACGUUCUCAACUUUGCCAUCAACAGACAUACCAUCAAGUGUAACCGGCGAAACUAUCUCUCCAACUUUACCGGAUGACAUGACUACAGAAGAGUUUACUGAUGUAACAGGUACAACAGAAUUUACAUCUGUGAAAACGUCGGCAAUUUCUAGCGAAAGCAGAAGGACGACGGAAUCUGAUGUUUCUCUAACAGAUUUCUUGUCAAGUACAGAUUCUUCUGUUUCACCAAGCACCGCGAGUACGGUUGUUAUCAGUGAGACCUUUACCAGUAGUGAUUUACCAACGGCCACAUUUGCGUCAGAAGAAACGACGCGUUCUGCAGGCACUCCUGAAUCUACUAUUUCAAGUGAUGUUACAACGCCUGUGGUUGUCGACACCUCAAGCUCGCGGGACGAAACUAUAGGCUUUACUACAGAUACAUCAUUCACUGUAGCUAAUACAACUGCCUUAACAGACAGUACUUCAGGGAUGACGUUUGGAGAAGAAAACACCACAUCAUCUACAGUUUCCCGUGGUGUUACAGAUAGCGGCCAAAACCAAACAAUGCAAACGGAUUUAUUUAGCACAACCGCGCAACAGGACAGGACUACAUCUGGCACAACACAGCUAAGGGAAACAAAGAGCUCUGCUACGGAUGGUGAUACUUCCGGAGUUUCGUCUACCAUGACAUCGCCUGCAGACGUUAGCUUUGAAAGCAGCACCAUAUCAGUGACCGAAUCCACUGCAAGACAGUCAACUGAGGAAUCACAAGGAAGCACUAUUUCUGACGACAUAUCGACGCCUGUGUUCCAAGAUACGUUCUCAACUUUGCCAUCAACAGACAUACCAUCAAGUGUAACCGGCGAAACUAUCUCUCCAACUUUACCGGAUGACAUGAGUACAGAAGAGUUUACUGAUGUAACAGGUACAAAAGAAUUUACAUCUGUGAAAACGUCGGCAAUUUCUAGCGAAAGCGAAAGGACGACAGAUUUUGGUGUUUCUCCAACAGAUUUCUUGUCAAGUACAGAUUCUUUUGUUUCACCAAGCACCGCAAGUACGAUUGUUAUAAGUGAGACCUUUACCAGUAGUGAUUUACCAACGGCCACAUUUGCGUUAGAAGAAACGACGCGUUCUGCAGGCACUCCUGAAUCUACUAUUUCUGGUGAUGUAACAACGCCUGUGGUUGUCGACACCUCAAGCUCGCGGGACGAAACUAUAGGCUUUACUACAGAUACAUCAUUCACUGUAGCUAAUACAACUGCCUUAACAGACAGUACUUCAGGGAUGACGUUUGGAGAAGAAAACACCACAUCAUCUACAGUUUCCCCUGGUGUUACAGAUAGCGGCCAAAACCAAACAAUGCAAACGGAUUUAUUUAGCACAACCGCGCCACAGGACAGGACUACAUCUGGCACGACACAGCUAAGGGAAACAAAGAGCUCUUCUACGGAUGGUGAUACUUCCGGAGUUUCGUCUACCAUGACAACGCCUGCAGACGUUAGCUUUGAAACCAGCACCAUAUCAGUGACCGAAUCCACUGUAAGACAGUCAACUGAGGAAUCACAAGGAAGCACUAUUUCUGACAACAUAUCGACGCCUGUGUUCCAAAAUACGUUAUCAACUUUGCCAUCAACAGACAUACCAUCAAGUGUAACCGGCGAAACUAUCUCUCCAACUUUACCGGAUGACAUGACUACAGAAGAGUUUACUGAUGUAACGGGUACAACAGAAUUUACAUCUGUGAAAACGUCGGCAAGUUCUAGCGAAAGCGAAAGGACGACGGAUUUUGGUGUUUCUCCAACAGAUUUCUUGUCAAGUACAGAUUCUUCUGUUUCACCAAGCACCGCAAGUACGAUUGUUAUAAGUGAGACCUUUACCAGUAGUGAUUUACCAAUGGCCACAUUUGCGUCAGAAGAAACGACGCGCUCUGCAGGCACUCCUAAAUCUACUGUUUCUAGUGAUGUUACAACGCCUGUGGUUGUCGACACCUCAAGCUCGCGGGACGAAACUAUAGGCUUUACUACAGAUACAUCAUUCACUGUAGCUAAUACAACUGCCUUAACAGACAGUACUUCAGGGAUGACGUUUGGAGAAGAAAACACCACAUCAUCUACAGUUUCCCGUGGUGUUACAGAUAGCAGCCAAAACCAAACACUGCAAACGGAUUUAUUUAGCACAACCGCGCAACAGGACAGGACUACAUCUGGCACGACACAGCCAAGGGAAACAAAGAGCUCUGCUACGGAUGGUGAUACUUCCGGAGUGUCGUCUACAAUGACAUCGCUUGCAGACGUUAGCUUUGAAAGCAGCACCAUAUCAGUGACCGAAUCCACUGCAAGACAGUCAACUGAGGAAUCACAAGGAAGCACUAUUUCUGACGACAUAUCGACGCCUGUGUUCCAAGAUACGUUCUCAACUUUGCCAUCAACAGACAUACCAUCAAGUGUAACCGGCGAAACUAUCUCUCCAACUUUACCGGAUGACAUGACUACAGAAGAGUUUACUGAUGUAACGGGUACAACAGAAUUUUCAUCUGUGAAAACGUCGUCAAUUUCUAGCGAAAGCAGAAGGACGACGGAACUUGAUGUUUCUCCAACAGAUUUCUUGUCAAGUACAGAUUCUUCUGUUUCACUAAGCACCGCGAGUACGGUUGUUAUCAGUGAGACCUUUACCAGUAGUGAUUUACCAACGGCCACAUUUGCGUCAGAAGAAACGACGCGUUCUGCAGGCACUCCUGAAUCUACUAUUUCAAGUGAUGUUACAACGCCUGUGGUUGUCGACACCUCAAGCUCGCGGGACGAAACUAUAGGCUUUACUACAGAUACAUCAUUCACUGUAGCUAAUACAACUGCCUUAACAGACAGUACUUCAGGGAUGACGUUUGGAGAAGAAAACACCACAUCAUCUACAGUUUCCCGUGGUGUUACAGAUAGCAGCCAAAACCAAACACUGCAAACGGAUUUAUUUAGCACAACCGCGCAACAGGACAGGACUACAUCUGGCACGACCCAGCCAAGGGAAACAAAGAGCUCUGCUACGGAUGGUGAUACUUCCGGAGUGUCGUCUACAAUGACAUCGCUUGCAGGCGUUAGCUUUGAAAGCAGCACCAUAUCAGUGACCGAAUCCACUGCAAGACAGUCAACUGAGGAAUCACAAGGAAGCACUAUUUCUGACGACAUAUCGACGCCUGUGUUCGAAGAUACGUUCUCAACUUUGCCAUCAACAGACAUACCAUCAAGUGUAACCGGCGAAACUAUCUCUCCAACUUUACCGGAUGACAUGACUACAGAAGAGUUUACUGAUGUAACGGGUACAACAGAAUUUACAUCUGUGAAAACGUCGGCAAGUUCUAGCGAAAGCAAAAAGACGACGGAAUUUGAUGUUUCUCCAACAGAUUUCUUGUCAAGUACAGAUUCUUUUGUUUCACCAAGCACCGCGAGUACGGUUGUUAUCAGUGAAUCCUUUACCAGUAGUGAUUUACCAACGGCCACAUUUGCGUCAGAAGAAACGACGCGUUCUGCAGGCACUCCUGAAUCUACUAUUUCUAGUGAUGUUACAACGCCUGUGGUUGUCGACACCUCAAGCUCGCGGGACGAAACUAUAGGCUUUACUACAGAUACAUCAUUUACUGUAGCUAAUACAACUGCCUUAACAGACAGUACUUCAGGGAUGACGUUUGGAGAAGAAAACACCACAUCAUCUACAGUUUCCCGUGGUGUUACAGAUAGCGGCCAAAACCAAACAAUGCAAACGGAUUUAUUUAGCACAACCGCGCCACAGGACAGGACUACAUCUGGCACGACACAGCUAAGGGAAACAAAGAGCUCUGCUACGGAUGGUGAUACUUCCGGAGUUUCGUCUACCAUGACAUCGCCUGCAGACGUUAGCUUUGAAAGCAGCACCAUAUCAGUGACCGAAUCCACUGCAAGACAGUCAACUGAGGAAUCACAAGGAAGCACUAUUUCUGACAUAUCGACGCGUAUAUUCCAAAAUACGUUCUCAACUUUGCCAUCAACAGACAUACCAUCAAGUGUAACCGGCGAAACUAUCUCUCCAACUUUACCGGAUGACAUGACUACAGAAGAGUUUACUGAUGUAACGGGUACAACAGAAUUUACAUCUGUGAAAACGUCGGCAAGUUCUAGCGAAAGCGAAAGGACGACGGAAUUUGAUGUUUCUCUAACAGAUUUCUUGUCAAGUACAGAUUCUUCUGUUUCACCAAGCACCGCGAGUACGGUUGUUAUCAGUGAGACCUUUACCAGUAGUGAUUUACCAACGGCCACAUUUGCGUCAGAAGAAACGACACGUUCUGCAGGCACUCCUGAAUCUACUAUUUCAAGUGAUGUUACAACGCCUGUGGUUGUCGACACCUCAAGCUCGCGGGACGAAACUAUAGGCUUUACUACAGAUACAUCAUUCACUGUAGCUAAUACAACUGCCUUAACAGACAGUACUUCAGGGAUGACGUUUGGAGAAGAAAACACCACAUCAUCUACAGUUUCCCCUGGUGUUACAGAUAGCGGCCAAAACCAAACAAUGCAAACGGAUUUAUUUAGCACAACCGCGCCACAGGACAGGACUACAUCUGGCACGACACAGCUAAGGGAAACAAAGAGCUCUUCUACGGAUGGUGAUACUUCCGGAGUUUCGUCUACCAUGACAACGCCUGCAGACGUUAGCUUUGAAACCAGCACCAUAUCAGUGACCGAAUCCACUGUAAGACAGUCAACUGAGGAAUCACAAGGAAGCACUAUUUCUGACAACAUAUCGACGCCUGUGUUCCAAAAUACGUUCUCAACUUUGCCAUCAACAGACAUACCAUCAAGUGUAACCGGCGAAACUAUCUCUCCAACUUUACCGGAUGACAUGACUACAGAAGAGUUUACUGAUGUAACGGGUACAACAGAAUUUACAUCUGUGAAAACGUCGGCAAGUUCUAGCGAAAGCGAAAGGACGACGGAUUUUGGUGUUUCUCCAACAGAUUUCUUGUCAAGUACAGAUUCUUCUGUUUCACCAAGCACCGCAAGUACGAUUGUUAUAAGUGAGACCUUUACCAGUAGUGAUUUACCAAUGGCCACAUUUGCGUCAGAAGAAACGACGCGCUCUGCAGGCACUCCUAAAUCUACUGUUUCUAGUGAUGUUACAACGCCUGUGGUUGUCGACACCUCAAGCUCGCGGGACGAAACUAUAGGCUUUACUACAGAUACAUCAUUCACUGUAGCUAAUACAACUGCCUUAACAGACAGUACUUCAGGGAUGACGUUUGGAGAAGAAAACACCACAUCAUCUACAGUUUCCCGUGGUGUUACAGAUAGCAGCCAAAACCAAACACUGCAAACGGAUUUAUUUAGCACAACCGCGCAACAGGACAGGACUACAUCUGGCACGACACAGCCAAGGGAAACAGAGAGCUCUUCUACGGAUGGUGAUACUUCCGGAGUUUCGUCUACAAUGACAUCGCCUGCAGACGUUAGCUUUGAAAGCAGCACCAUAUCAGUGACCGAGUCCACUGCAAGACAGUCAACUGAGGAAUCACAAGGAACCACUAUUUCUGACGACACAUCGACGCGUAUGUUCCAAAAUACGUUCUCAACAUUGCCAUCAACAGACAUACCAUCAAGUGUAACCGGCGAAACUAUCUCUCCAACUUUACCGGAUGACAUGACUACAGAAGAGUUUACUGAUGUAACGGGUACAACAGAAUUUACAUCUGUGAAAACGUCGGCAAUUUCUAGCGAAAGCAGAAGGACGACGGAAUUUGAUGUUUCUCUAACAGAUUUCUUGUCAAGUACAGAUUCUUCUGUUUCACCAAGCACCUCGAGUACGGUUGUUAUCAGUGAGACAUUUACCAGUAGUGAUUUACCAACGACCACAUUUGCGUCAGAAGAAACGACACGUUCUGCAGGCACUCCUGAAUCUACUAUUUCUAGUGAUGUUACAACGCCUGUGGUUGUCGACACCUCAAGUUCGCGGGACGAAACUAUAGGCUUUACUACAGAUACAUCAUUCACUGUAGCUAAUACAACUGCCUUAACAGACAGUACUUCAGGGAUGACGUUUGGAGAAGAAAACACCACAUCAUCUACAGUUUCCCGUGGUGUUACAGACAGCGGCCAAAACCAAACACUGCAAACAGAUUUAUUUAGCACAACCGCGCAACAGGACAGGACUACAUCUGGCACGACCCAGCCAAGGGAAACAAAGAGCUCUGCUACGGAUGGUGAUACUUCCGGAGUGUCGUCUACAAUGACAUCGCUUGCAGACGUUAGCUUUGAAAGCAGCACCAUAUCAGUGACCGAAUCCACUGCAAGAGGGUCAACUGAGGAAUCACAAGGAAGCACUAUUUCUGACGACAUAUCGACGCCUGUGUUCCAAGAUACGUUCUCAACUUUGCCAUCAACAGACAUACCAUCAAGUGUAACCGGCGAAACUAUCUCUCCAACUUUACCGGAUGACAUGACUACAGAAGAGUUUACUGAUGUAACGGGUACAACAGAAUUUUCAUCUGUGAAAACGUCGGCAAGUUCUAGCGAAAGCAAAAAGACGACGGAAUUUGAUGUUUCUCCAACAGAUUUCUUGUCAAGUACAGAUUCUUUUGUUUCACCAAGCACCGCGAGUACGGUUGUUAUCAGUGAAUCCUUUACCAGUAGUGAUUUACCAAUGGCCACAUUUGCGUCAGAAGAAACGACGCGCUCUGCAGGCACUCCUAAAUCUACUGUUUCUAGUGAUGUUACAACGCCUGUGGUUGUCGACACCUCAAGCUCGCGGGACGAAACUAUAGGCUUUACUACAGAUACAUCAUUCACUGUAGCUAAUACAACUGCCUUAACAGACAGUACUUCAGGGAUGACGUUUGGAGAAGAAAACACCACAUCAUCUACAGUUUCCCGUGGUGUUACAGAUACCAGCCAAAACCAAACACUGCAAACGGAUUUAUUUAGCACAACCGCGCCACAGGACAGGACUACAUCUGGCACGACACAGCCAAGGGAAACAGAGAGCUCUUCUACGGAUGGUGAUACUUCCGGAGUUUCGUCUACAAUGACAUCGCCUGCAGACGUUAGCUUUGAAAGCAGCACCAUAUCAGUGACCGAGUCCACUGCAAGACAGUCAACUGAGGAAUCACAAGGAACCACUAUUUCUGACGACACAUCGACGCGUAUGUUCCAAAAUACGUUCUCAACAUUGCCAUCAACAGACAUACCAUCAAGUGUAACCGGCGAAACUAUCUCUCCAACUUUACCGGAUGACAUGACUACAGAAGAGUUUACUGAUGUAACGGGUACAACAGAAUUUACAUCUGUGAAAACGUCGCCAAUUUCUAGCGAAAGCAGAAGGACGACGGAACUUGAUGUUUCUCUAACAGAUUUCUUGUCAAGUACAGAUUCUUCUGUUUCACCAAGCACCUCGAGUACGGUUGUUAUAAGUGAGACCUUUACCAGUAGUGAUUUACCAAUGGCCACAUUUGCGUCAGAAGAAACGACGCGUUCUGCAGGCACUCCUGAAUCUACUAUUUCAAGUGAUGUUACAACGCCUGUGGUUGUCGACACCUCAAGCUCGCGGGACGAAACUAUAGGCUUUACUACAGAUACAUCAUUCACUGUAGCUAAUACAACUGCCUUAACAGACAGUACUUCAGGGAUGACGUUUGGAGAAGAAAACACCACAUCAUCUACAGUUUCCCGUGGUGUUACAGAUAGCAGCCAAAACCAAACACUGCAAACGGAUUUAUUUAGCACAACCGCGCAACAGGACAGGACUACAUCUGGCACGACACAGCCAAGGGAAACAGAGAGCUCUUCUACGGAUGGUGAUACUUCCGGAGUUUCGUCUACAAUGACAUCGCCUGCAGACGUUAGCUUUGAAAGCAGCACCAUAUCAGUGACCGAGUCCACUGCAAGACAGUCAACUGAGGAAUCACAAGGAACCACUAUUUCUGACGACACAUCGACGCGUAUGUUCCAAAAUACGUUCUCAACAUUGCCAUCAACAGACAUACCAUCAAGUGUAACCGGCGAAACUAUCUCUCCAACUUUACCGGAUGACAUGACUACAGAAGAGUUUACUGAUGUAACGGGUACAACAGAAUUUACAUCUGUGAAAACGUCGGCAAUUUCUAGCGAAAGCAGAAGGACGACGGAACUUGAUGUUUCUCUAACAGAUUUCUUGUCAAGUACAGAUUCUUCUGUUUCACCAAGCACCUCGAGUACGGUUGUUAUCAGUGAGACAUUUACCAGUAGUGAUUUACCAACGACCACAUUUGCGUCAGAAGAAACGACACGUUCUGCAGGCACUCCUGAAUCUACUAUUUCUAGUGAUGUUACAACGCCUGUGGUUGUCGACACCUCAAGUUCGCGGGACGAAACUAUAGGCUUUACUACAGAUACAUCAUUCACUGUAGCUAAUACAACUGCCUUAACAGACAGUACUUCAGGGAUGACGUUUGGAGAAGAAAACACCACAUCAUCUACAGUUUCCCGUGGUGUUACAGACAGCGGCCAAAACCAAACACUGCAAACAGAUUUAUUUAGCACAACCGCGCAACAGGACAGGACUACAUCUGGCACGACCCAGCCAAGGGAAACAAAGAGCUCUGCUACGGAUGGUGAUACUUCCGGAGUGUCGUCUACAAUGACAUCGCUUGCAGACGUUAGCUUUGAAAGCAGCACCAUAUCAGUGACCGAAUCCACUGCAAGAGGGUCAACUGAGGAAUCACAAGGAAGCACUAUUUCUGACGACAUAUCGACGCCUGUGUUCCAAGAUACGUUCUCAACUUUGCCAUUAACAGACAUACCAUCAAGUGUAACCGGCGAAACUAUCUCUCCAACUUUACCGGAUGACAUGACUACAGAAGAGUUUACUGAUGUAACGGGUACAACAGAAUUUUCAUCUGUGAAAACGUCGGCAAGUUCUAGCGAAAGCAAAAAGACGACGGAAUUUGAUGUUUCUCCAACAGAUUUCUUGUCAAGUACAGAUUCUUUUGUUUCACCAAGCACCGCGAGUACGGUUGUUAUCAGUGAAUCCUUUACCAGUAGUGAUUUACCAAUGGCCACAUUUGCGUCAGAAGAAACGACGCGCUCUGCAGGCACUCCUAAAUCUACUGUUUCUAGUGGUGUUACAACGCCUGUGGUUGUCGACACCUCAAGCUCGCGGGACGAAACUAUAGGCUUUACUACAGAUACAUCAUUCACUGUAGCUAAUACAACUGCCUUAACAGACAGUACUUCAGGGAUGACGUUUGGAGAAGAAAACACCACAUCAUCUACAGUUUCCCGUGGUGUUACAGAUACCAGCCAAAACCAAACACUGCAAACGGAUUUAUUUAGCACAACCGCGCAACAGGACAGGACUACAUCUGGCACGACACAGCCAAGGGAAACAGAGAGCUCUUCUACGGAUGUUGAUACUUCCGGAGUUUCGUCUACAAUGACAUCGCCUGCAGACGUUAGCUUUGAAAGCAGCACCAUAUCAGUGACCGAGUCCACUGCAAGACAGUCAACUGAGGAAUCACAAGGAAGCACUAUUUCUGACGACACAUCGACGCGUAUGUUCCAAAAUACGUUCUCAACAUUGCCAUCAACAGACAUACCAUCAAGUGUAACCGGCGAAACUAUCUCUCCAACUUUACCGGAUGACAUGACUACAGAAGAGUUUACUGAUGUAACGGGUACAACAGAAUUUACAUCUGUGAAAACGUCGGCAAUUUCUAGCGAAAGCAGAAGGACGACGGAACUUGAUGUUUCUCUAACAGAUUUCUUGUCAAGUACAGAUUCUUCUGUUUCACCAAGCACCUCGAGUACGGUUGUUAUCAGUGAGACAUUUACCAGUAGUGAUUUACCAACGGCCACAUUUGCGUCAGAAGAAACGACACGUUCUGCAGGCACUCCUGAUUCUACUAUUUCUAGUCAUGUUACAACGCCUGUGGUUGUCGACACCUCAAGGUCGCGGGACGAAACUAUAGGCUUUACUACAGAUACAUCAUUCACUGUAGCUAAUACAACUGCCUUAACAGACAGUACUUCAGGGAUGACGUUUGGAGAAGAAAACACCACAUCAUCUACAGUUUCCCGUGGUGUUACAGACAGCGGCCAAAACCAAACACUGCAAACAGAUUUAUUUAGCACAACCGCGCAACAGGACAGGACUACAUCUGGCACGACCCAGCCAAGGGAAACAAAGAGCUCUGCUACGGAUGGUGAUACUUCCGGAGUGUCGUCUACAAUGACAUCGCUUGCAGACGUUAGCUUUGAAAGCAGCACCAUAUCAGUGACCGAAUCCACUGCAAGAGGGUCAACUGAGGAAUCACAAGGAAGCACUAUUUCUGACGACAUAUCGACGCCUGUGUUCCAAGAUACGUUCUCAACUUUGCCAUCAACAGACAUACCAUCAAGUGUAACCGGCGAAACUAUCUCUCCAACUUUACCGGAUGACAUGACUACAGAAGAGUUUACUGAUGUAACGGGUACAACAGAAUUUUCAUCUGUGAAAACGUCGGCAAGUUCUAGCGAAAGCAAAAAGACGACGGAAUUUGAUGUUUCUCCAACAGAUUUCUUGUCAAGUACAGAUUCUUUUGUUUCACCAAGCACCGCGAGUACGGUUGUUAUCAGUGAAUCCUUUACCAGUAGUGAUUUACCAAUGGCCACAUUUGCGUCAGAAGAAACGACGCGCUCUGCAGGCACUCCUAAAUCUACUGUUUCUAGUGAUGUUACAACGCCUGUGGUUGUCGACACCUCAAGCUCGCGGGACGAAACUAUAGGCUUUACUACAGAUACAUCAUUCACUGUAGCUAAUACAACUGCCUUAACAGACAGUACUUCAGGGAUGACGUUUGGAGAAGAAAACACCACAUCAUCUACAGUUUCCCGUGGUGUUACAGAUACCAGCCAAAACCAAACACUGCAAACGGAUUUAUUUAGCACAACCGCGCCACAGGACAGGACUACAUCUGGCACGACACAGCCAAGGGAAACAGAGAGCUCUUCUACGGAUGGUGAUACUUCCGGAGUUUCGUCUACAAUGACAUCGCCUGCAGACGUUAGCUUUGAAAGCAGCACCAUAUCAGUGACCGAGUCCACUGCAAGACAGUCAACUGAGGAAUCACAAGGAACCACUAUUUCUGACGACACAUCGACGCGUAUGUUCCAAAAUACGUUCUCAACAUUGCCAUCAACAGACAUACCAUCAAGUGUAACCGGCGAAACUAUCUCUCCAACUUUACCGGAUGACAUGACUACAGAAGAGUUUACUGAUGUAACGGGUACAACAGAAUUUACAUCUGUGAAAACGUCGCCAAUUUCUAGCGAAAGCAGAAGGACGACGGAACUUGAUGUUUCUCUAACAGAUUUCUUGUCAAGUACAGAUUCUUCUGUUUCACCAAGCACCUCGAGUACGGUUGUUAUAAGUGAGACCUUUACCAGUAGUGAUUUACCAAUGGCCACAUUUGCGUCAGAAGAAACGACGCGUUCUGCAGGCACUCCUGAAUCUACUAUUUCAAGUGAUGUUACAACGCCUGUGGUUGUCGACACCUCAAGCUCGCGGGACGAAACUAUAGGCUUUACUACAGAUACAUCAUUCACUGUAGCUAAUACAACUGCCUUAACAGACAGUACUUCAGGGAUGACGUUUGGAGAAGAAAACACCACAUCAUCUACAGUUUCCCGUGGUGUUACAGAUAGCAGCCAAAACCAAACACUGCAAACGGAUUUAUUUAGCACAACCGCGCAACAGGACAGGACUACAUCUGGCACGACACAGCCAAGGGAAACAGAGAGCUCUUCUACGGAUGGUGAUACUUCCGGAGUUUCGUCUACAAUGACAUCGCCUGCAGACGUUAGCUUUGAAAGCAGCACCAUAUCAGUGACCGAGUCCACUGCAAGACAGUCAACUGAGGAAUCACAAGGAACCACUAUUUCUGACGACACAUCGACGCGUAUGUUCCAAAAUACGUUCUCAACAUUGCCAUCAACAGACAUACCAUCAAGUGUAACCGGCGAAACUAUCUCUCCAACUUUACCGGAUGACAUGACUACAGAAGAGUUUACUGAUGUAACGGGUACAACAGAAUUUACAUCUGUGAAAACGUCGGCAAUUUCUAGCGAAAGCAGAAGGACGACGGAACUUGAUGUUUCUCUAACAGAUUUCUUGUCAAGUACAGAUUCUUCUGUUUCACCAAGCACCUCGAGUACGGUUGUUAUCAGUGAGACAUUUACCAGUAGUGAUUUACCAACGACCACAUUUGCGUCAGAAGAAACGACACGUUCUGCAGGCACUCCUGAAUCUACUAUUUCUAGUGAUGUUACAACGCCUGUGGUUGUCGACACCUCAAGUUCGCGGGACGAAACUAUAGGCUUUACUACAGAUACAUCAUUCACUGUAGCUAAUACAACUGCCUUAACAGACAGUACUUCAGGGAUGACGUUUGGAGAAGAAAACACCACAUCAUCUACAGUUUCCCGUGGUGUUACAGACAGCGGCCAAAACCAAACACUGCAAACAGAUUUAUUUAGCACAACCGCGCAACAGGACAGGACUACAUCUGGCACGACCCAGCCAAGGGAAACAAAGAGCUCUGCUACGGAUGGUGAUACUUCCGGAGUGUCGUCUACAAUGACAUCGCUUGCAGACGUUAGCUUUGAAAGCAGCACCAUAUCAGUGACCGAAUCCACUGCAAGAGGGUCAACUGAGGAAUCACAAGGAAGCACUAUUUCUGACGACAUAUCGACGCCUGUGUUCCAAGAUACGUUCUCAACUUUGCCAUUAACAGACAUACCAUCAAGUGUAACCGGCGAAACUAUCUCUCCAACUUUACCGGAUGACAUGACUACAGAAGAGUUUACUGAUGUAACGGGUACAACAGAAUUUUCAUCUGUGAAAACGUCGGCAAGUUCUAGCGAAAGCAAAAAGACGACGGAAUUUGAUGUUUCUCCAACAGAUUUCUUGUCAAGUACAGAUUCUUUUGUUUCACCAAGCACCGCGAGUACGGUUGUUAUCAGUGAAUCCUUUACCAGUAGUGAUUUACCAAUGGCCACAUUUGCGUCAGAAGAAACGACGCGCUCUGCAGGCACUCCUAAAUCUACUGUUUCUAGUGGUGUUACAACGCCUGUGGUUGUCGACACCUCAAGCUCGCGGGACGAAACUAUAGGCUUUACUACAGAUACAUCAUUCACUGUAGCUAAUACAACUGCCUUAACAGACAGUACUUCAGGGAUGACGUUUGGAGAAGAAAACACCACAUCAUCUACAGUUUCCCGUGGUGUUACAGAUACCAGCCAAAACCAAACACUGCAAACGGAUUUAUUUAGCACAACCGCGCAACAGGACAGGACUACAUCUGGCACGACACAGCCAAGGGAAACAGAGAGCUCUUCUACGGAUGUUGAUACUUCCGGAGUUUCGUCUACAAUGACAUCGCCUGCAGACGUUAGCUUUGAAAGCAGCACCAUAUCAGUGACCGAGUCCACUGCAAGACAGUCAACUGAGGAAUCACAAGGAAGCACUAUUUCUGACGACACAUCGACGCGUAUGUUCCAAAAUACGUUCUCAACAUUGCCAUCAACAGACAUACCAUCAAGUGUAACCGGCGAAACUAUCUCUCCAACUUUACCGGAUGACAUGACUACAGAAGAGUUUACUGAUGUAACGGGUACAACAGAAUUUACAUCUGUGAAAACGUCGGCAAUUUCUAGCGAAAGCAGAAGGACGACGGAACUUGAUGUUUCUCUAACAGAUUUCUUGUCAAGUACAGAUUCUUCUGUUUCACCAAGCACCUCGAGUACGGUUGUUAUCAGUGAGACAUUUACCAGUAGUGAUUUACCAACGGCCACAUUUGCGUCAGAAGAAACGACACGUUCUGCAGGCACUCCUGAUUCUACUAUUUCUAGUCAUGUUACAACGCCUGUGGUUGUCGACACCUCAAGGUCGCGGGACGAAACUAUAGGCUUUACUACAGAUACAUCAUUCACUGUAGCUAAUACAACUGCCUUAACAGACAGUACUUCAGGGAUGACGUUUGGAGAAGAAAACACCACAUCAUCUACAGUUUCCCGUGGUGUUACAGACAGCGGCCAAAACCAAACAAUGCAAACAGAUUUAUUUAGCACAACCGCGCAACAGGACAGGACUACAUCUGGCACGACCCAGCCAAGGGAAACAAAGAGCUCUGCUACGGAUGGUGAUACAUCCGGAGUUUCGUCUACCAUGACAUCGCCUGCAGACGUUAGCUUUGAAAGCAGCACCAUAUCAGUGACCGAAUCCACUGCAAGACAGUCAACUGAGGAAUCACAAGGAAGCACUAUUUCUGACGACAUAUCGACGCCUGUGUUCCAAGAUACGUUCUCAACUUUGCCAUCAACAGACAUACCAUCAAGUGUAACCGGCGAAACUAUCUCUCCAACUUUACCGGAUGACAUGACUACAGAAGAGUUUACUGAUGUAACAGGUACAACAGAAUUUACAUCUGUGAAAACGUCGGCAAUUUCUAGCGAAAGCAGAAGGACGACGGAAUUUGAUGUUUCUCUAACAGAUUUCUUGUCAAGUACAGAUUCUUCUGUUUCACCAAGCACCGCGAGUACGGUUGUUAUCAGUGAGACCUUUACCAGUAGUGAUUUACCAACGGCCACAUUUGCGUCAGAAGAAACGACGCGCUCUGCAGGCACUUCUGAAUCUACUAUUUCUAGUCAUGUUACAACGCCUGUGGUUGUCGACACCUCAAGCUCGCGGGACGAAACUAUAGGCUUUACUACAGAUACAUCAUUUACUGUAGCUAAUACAACUGCCUUAACAGACAGUACUUCAGGGAUGACGUUUGGAGAAGAAAACACCACAUCAUCUACAGUUUCCCGUGGUGUUAGAGGUAGCGACCAAAACCAAACAAUGCAAACGGAUUUAUUUAGCACAACCGCGCAACAGGACAGGACUACAUCUGGCACGACACAGCUAAGGGAAACAGAGAGCUCUUCUACGGAUGGUGAUACUUCCGGAGUUUUGUCUACAAUGACAUCGCCUGCAGACGUUAGCUUUAAAAGCAGCACCAUAUCAGUGACCGAAUCCACUGCAAGACAGUCAACUGAGGAAUCACAAGGAAGCACUAUUUCUGACGACAUAUCGACGCGUAUGUUCCAAGAUACGUUCUCAACUUUGCCAUCAACAGACAUACCAUCAAGUGUAACCGGCGAAACUAUCUCUCCAACUUUACCGGAUGACAUGACUACAGAAGAGUUUACUGAUGUAACGGGUACAACAGAAUUUACAUUUGUGAAAACGUCGGCAAGUUCUAGCGAAAGCAAAAAGACGACGGACUUUGAUGUUUCUCCAACAGAUUUCUUGUCAAGUACAGAUGUUUCUGUUUCACCAAGCACCGCGAGUACGGUUGUUAUCAGUGAGACCUUUACCAGUAGUGAUUUACCAACGGCCACAUUUGCGUCAGAAGAAACGACGCGUUCUGCAGGCACUCCUGAAUCUACUAUUUCAAGUGAUGUUACAACGCCUGUGGUUGUCGACACCUCAAGCUCGCGGGACGAAACUAUAGGCUUUACUACAGAUACAUCAUUCACUGUAGCUAAUACAACUGCCUUAACAGACAGUACUUCAGGGAUGACGUUUGGAGAAGAAAACACCACAUCAUCUACAGUUUUCCGUGGUGUUACAGAUAACGGCCAAAACCAAACAGUGCAAACGGAUUUAUUUAGCACAACCGCGCCACAGGACAGGACUACAUCUGGCACGACACAGCCAAGGGAAACAAAGAGCUCUGCUACGGAUGGUGAUACUUCCGGAGUUUUGUCUACAAUGACAUCGCCUGCAGACGUUAGCUUUGAAAGCAGCACCAUAUCAGUGACCGAAUCCACUGCAAGACAGUCAACUGAGGAAUCACAAGGAAGCACUAUUUCUGACAACAUAUCGACGCCUGUGUUCCAAUAUACGUUCUCAACUUUGCCAUCAACAGACAUACCAUCAAGUGUAACCGGCGAAACUAUCUCUCCAACUUUACCCUAUGACAUGACUACAGAAGAGUUUACUGAUGUAACGGGUACAACAGAAUUUACAUCUGUGAAAACGUCGGCAAGUUCUAGCGAAAGCGAAAGGACGACGGAUUUUGGUGUUUCUCCAACAGAUCUCUUGUCAAGUACAGAUUCUUUUGUUUCACCAAGCACCGCAAGUACGAUUGUUAUAAGUGAGACCUUUACCAGUAGUGAUUUACCAACGGCCACAUUUGUGUCAGAAGAAACGACGCGCUCUGCAGGCACUCCUGAAUCUACUAUUUCUAGUGAUGUUACAACGCCUGUGGUUGUCGACACCUCAAGCUCGCGGGACGAAACUAUAGGCUUUACUACAGAUACAUCAUUCACUGUAGCUAAUACAACUGCCUUAACAGACAGCGCUUCAGGGAUGACGUUUGGAGAAGAAAACACCACAUCAUCUACAGUUUCCCGUGGUGUUACAGAUAACGGCCAAAACCAAACACUGCAAACGGAUUUAUUUAGCACAACCGCGCAACAGGACAGGACUACAUCUGGCACGACACAGCUAAGGGAAACAGAGAGCUCAGCUGCGGAUGGUGAUACUUCCGGAGUUUUGUCUACCAUGACAUCGCCUGCAGACGUUAGCUUUGAAAGCAGCACCAUAUCAGUGACCGAAUCCACUGCAAGACAGUCAACCGAGGAAUCACAAGGAAGCACUAUUUCUGACGACACAUCGACGCGUAUGUUCCAAAAUACGUUCUCAACUUUGCCAUCAACAGACAUACCAUCAAGUGUAACCGGCGAAACUAUCUCUCCAACUUUACCGGAUGACAUGACUACAGAAGAGUUUACUGAUGUAACGGGUACAACAGAAUUUACAUCUGUGAAAACGUCGGCAAGUUCUAGCGAAAGCAAAAAGACGACGGAAUUUGAUGUUUCUCCAACAGAUUUCUUGUCAAGUACAGAUUCUUCUGUUUCACUAAGCACCGCGAGUACGGUUGUUAUCAGUGAGACCUUUACCAGUAGUGAUUUACCAACGGCCACAUUUGCGUCAGAAGAAACGACGCGUUCUGCAGGCACUCCUGAAUCUACUAUUUCAAGUGAUGUUACAACGCCUGUGGUUGUCGACACCUCAAGUUCACGUGACGAAACUAUAGGCUUUACUACAGAUACAUCAUUUACUGUAGCUAAUACAACUGCCUUAACAGACAGUACUUCAGGGAUGACGUUUGGAGAAGAAAACACAUCAUCCAUUGUUACAGUUUUUAAAUCCAGCCCAAAACUGUCAACUAUGGAAUCACAAAGGCCCACUGUGUCUGACGACACAUCCAGGCCUCUGCUCCAGGAUGGGUCUUCAACUUUAACAUUAACAGACAGACCGACAAGGCUAACCAGAGAAACUAUUUCUCCAUCUUUUCCGGAUGGCAAGUCUACAGAAGAGUUUACUGAUGUAACGGGUACAACAGAAUUUGGUGUCUCUGCAACAGAUUCCGUGUCAAAGACCACAUCACCUCCAGGUUUUUACCGAACAGAGUUUUACCAGUGUUUUGAAUACAUCGAGAAGUAG
This is a messenger RNA of Liolophura sinensis, 31029 nucleotides long. RefSeq names its product mucin-3B-like. NCBI's taxonomy places the organism in Eukaryota, Metazoa, Mollusca, Polyplacophora, Chitonida, Chitonidae. The transcript is spliced from 3 exons. The record is from RefSeq and is a predicted model, not a curated record. The coding region runs from base 1 to 31029 and encodes 10342 amino acids.